This is a messenger RNA of Salarias fasciatus (jewelled blenny), 655 nucleotides long. Its product is annotated as homeobox protein HMX1-like. Gene Ontology annotation, molecular function: DNA-binding transcription factor activity, RNA polymerase II-specific; RNA polymerase II transcription regulatory region sequence-specific DNA binding. The record is from RefSeq and is a predicted model, not a curated record. Gene Ontology annotation, cellular component: nucleus. Bases 1 to 639 code for a protein of 212 amino acids. NCBI's taxonomy places the organism in Eukaryota, Metazoa, Chordata, Actinopteri, Blenniiformes, Blenniidae. Gene Ontology annotation, biological process: negative regulation of DNA-templated transcription; regulation of transcription by RNA polymerase II. The transcript is spliced from 3 exons.
AUGGCGGUGAUCCGGGCCCGCCGCGUUUGGAGUUUCCGAGCAGGUCCGCCGCGCAGGACGAGCGAGUCGGACCAUGAACGCGCUGAUCCCGCGUCCAGCAGCGAGCGGGGUUCCCCGAAUCCACCGGGGCGCACGGAGGAGCCGCGGGACGGGAGCGUAACGGACGACAGGGAGGAGGAGGAUGCACGAGAGGAUGCAGGUGAUUUGAAAGUGGUGCGGAAGAAGAAGACGCGCACCGUGUUCAGCCGCAGCCAGGUCUUCCAGCUGGAGUCCACCUUCGACCUGAAGCGCUACCUGAGCAGCUCGGAGCGGGCGGGGCUGGCCGCGGCGCUGCAGCUCACCGAGACGCAGGUCAAGAUCUGGUUCCAGAACCGCCGCAACAAGUGGAAGCGGCAGGUCACGGCGGAUCUGGAGACCGGCGCCGGCGGCGGAGGAGCCGGCGCCGUCCCCUUCGCCGGCCAGAGGCUGGUCCGAGUUCCCGUGCUGUACCGCGAGAGCGUGGCCACGCCCGCGGCCCUGAGCGGCCUGCAGCACGUGUCGCCCUCGGCCGUCGGCUUCUCCAGCUCUGUGAACUUUCCUCUGAGCCACUUCGCUCAUCCGGUGUCCUUCCUCACGCCGCAGAUGACGGGACUGGUGUGACUGCAGGAAGCACAGA